AUGAGUUGGUAUACAGAGAUAGCUGAGCAUCUCGAAUCCUGUUAGAAAAUGCUUAAUGAAAAAAUUAAAUCCACUUAAGGUUUUAUUGGUUUAUUGUAAUAAAUCUUCAAAUUGGAGGAAUCCUAUUCGAAAAGUCUUGAAAAUAUUGGUAGCAAAUCUUGAAUAUUGUAGGUCUAUAGAUAUCCAAAUUAAUCAAUGAAAAGGAGGGAACUACUGAAUUAUUCACAAUUCUCAGAAGUUAUUUACUUAUUAAAUCAGAAUAAACUAAAUGCUUUGCCAUGUAGUUAAACAAUACCUUAAUAAGCGAAUAACAAUAAUUUUUGUUUAAGCAAGAUAAUUUCUCAAAGGAAAUUCAGCAAUUUAACUUAGCAAAUAAGAAGGAGUAUUAGUAAAAUUUAUAAACUCUGAAUUAAUUUACUACAGAGUUUAGGAAUGCAAUUGAGGAAGAAAAAUAACAUUAAUUAAAUAGAUUAUAGAAGAAAAAAUUGAGCAUUGCAGUUAGUGAAUUAAGCUUUCAAAAUUUUCUGACUAUUUAUAAUUAAUUCAUCGAUGCCUGUUGUAAGGAUGUUAUCAAUUUUUAACAAAAAUUCUCAGGUUUAGAAUUAGAGAGAAAGAACCUAUUAUAGGAUUCUCAUAUGAAGUUUAUCAUAUUUGAGAUUUCAGUAAUCAGGAAUUUGCAAUACGAUUUAACAGGCAUUAGUUAAAAACUUGAGUAGCACCAACCAAAUAAUAGCGUUUUGGAAUAACAAUCACAGAAAAAUAUAGCCAUAGACAAAAUUGAUUUCGAAGUUCUUAAAAGGGAUAUUUUUUAAUAGCUUCAUUUUAAACCAGAAAGCCAAUUAUUGAAUAAAGUGAAAAAACCAAUUUUUGAUCAGAUAAAAUCUAAAGAUUCAGAAAAUUUUGAAUACUUAUCAGAAGAAGGCCAAAGUUAUUAGAAGAUAUUUCAUAAUGUUCUUCUAAACAAUAGUAUUACGGAUGAAGUGAUAAAGAAAUUGAGUGAGUUGUUGGAAGUAGCUCUGCCAUAUAGUUAUACAUAAUGUUUGGAAUAAGUGCUUUCCAAGGUGACAUCUGAUAAGUAUUAGAAAAGUAUUUCGAACUACUAAGUGUCUCAUGAGGUAUAUCUCUCAGUGUAAAAAUUAUUAAUUACUUUACUUGAUCAUUGUAACAAAUAUCAAGAUUAUGCGACUGUUGUUUUAGAGGCUUGUCAAUUUGCAAAAAAGAUAGUUAAGAGAGUAUACUUGCCGACUGAAAAUAAGGAAAUUAAGCUAAGUGUUUUUGGUAUUUAUAGGCUUUAAUUUAAUAGAGGGUUUAAUGAACCAUUAAGUAAUUUAAAACUCUUAAUUAUGGAUUGAUUAAGCAAUGAAUUUGAAGAAGUAGCCUACUCAAAAAAUUUGUAUGUUUAAAGAAAAUUGUAUAUUGUUUUUGUAUUUUAGAUAAUAAAUCUUCAUAGAUCAUCCAUUCGCAUGAUGAAUAUUUAAAUGCACUUCAAUAAAUAGGAUGUCAAAAAUAGAUAAUUGAAAAUAUUAGAAUCCUUUUUAAUAAUACCAAUAAUCAAAAUGGCUAAAACUGA
Paramecium octaurelia is the source of this 1570-nucleotide messenger RNA. The record is from the annotation of a GenBank genome assembly. Lineage: Eukaryota; Ciliophora; Oligohymenophorea; Peniculida; Parameciidae.